AUGUAUCGAUUGAGUGCAUUUACGUUAACGCGUACUCUUAGAGGCCCUAUUCAGAACUUGUCCCCAUUACCAGCGUAUGUUUCUAGAACAGUUAACGAAUAUAAGCCCCUCACAAAAAUUUUGCUUUCGUCUCUGGGCUCAGCUCACGUCAGAUACGCAUCAGGACGGACUAAGGAAGAGGAUGUAAUAGCGCGUAUCGAAGGCAAGAGAGCGGAAGCCCAACUGGGUGGCGGCUUAGCAAGAAUAGAGGCUCAACAUAAGAAAGGUAAACUCACGGCUAGAGAACGCAUUGACCUCCUACUAGAUGCAGGGUCUUUUGUGGAAUAUGAUACAUUUGUUGAGCAUCAAUGCGUUGAUUUUGGCAUGGAUAAAAAUAAGGUCACUGGUGACGGUGUUGUUACCGGACAUGGUACCAUCAAUGGGCGCCGUGUAUUUGUCUUUUCCCAAGAUUUCACGGCCUUCGGUGGUAGUUUGUCUAAGAUGCAUGCACAAAAAAUCUGCAAGAUAAUGGAUAAAGCCGUCUUAGUUGGCGCCCCCGUCAUUGGUUUGAAUGAUUCUGGUGGUGCUCGGAUUCAAGAGGGUGUGGAUUCGUUAGCAGGAUAUGCGGAGAUUUUCGAGAGGAAUGUUCUUUCCUCCGGUGUUAUUCCGCAGAUUUCGUUGAUCAUGGGGCCAUGUGCAGGUGGCGCUGUUUAUUCGCCUGCACUGACAGAUUUCACGUUUAUGGUGAAAGACACAUCGUAUAUGUUUGUUACGGGACCGGAUGUCGUGAAAGAAGUUUGUAAUGAAGAAGUUACACAAGAGGAGCUUGGUGGUGCUAAAACACAUACAGUCAUGUCCGGCGUUGUACACAAUGCAUUUGAGAACGACCUGGAAGCUCUCCAACGUGUUAGAGAUUUCCUCGAUUUCCUUCCUCUUUCUAAUCUUGAGCCGGCGCCAACACGUUACAGUGAUGAUUCACCACAUCGCGAAGAUCACUCUUUGAACCAUAUCAUUCCUGUGGAUUCCACUAAAGCCUACGAUGUUCGUGAUGUAAUUACCCGUCUUGUUGAUGAUGGUAACUUCUUUGAGAUAAUGCCGGAUUACGCAAAGAAUAUCGUUAUUGGGUUUGCAAGAAUGAAUGGAAAGACAGUUUCGAUUGUUGGGAACCAGCCAUUGGUUUCAUCCGGUGUUUUAGACAUUAAUUCAUCGAUCAAAGGUGCUAGGUUUGUCAGAUUCUGCGAUGCUUUUAACAUUCCAAUUAUCACCCUUGUGGACGUACCUGGCUUCUUGCCGGGAACAGCACAAGAGCAUAACGGCAUUAUUCGACAUGGAGCAAAGUUACUAUAUGCAUACGCUGAGGCCACCGUUCCAAAGAUUACUAUAAUUACCAGGAAGGCGUACGGUGGAGCCUAUGAUGUCAUGUCAAGUAAACAUCUUCGCGGAGACAUGAAUUAUGCUUGGCCAGCUGGUGAAAUUGCCGUAAUGGGCGCUAAGGGUGCUGUUGCGAUUAUAUUCCGCCAUUCUGAGGAUCGUAGUAAAGCAGAAGCAGAAUAUAUAGACAAAUUUGCUAAUCCCCUACCGGCAGCUCAACGAGGCUUCGUUGACGAUAUCGUGCUUCCUGCUCACACAAGACGACGGAUUAUCGACGAUCUCGAGGUGCUCAAGAGCAAAAAUCUCAAGAAUCCUCCAAAGAAACAUGGAAAUAUCCCACUUUGA
This is a messenger RNA of Paraglomus occultum, 1695 nucleotides long. The record is from the annotation of a GenBank genome assembly. NCBI's taxonomy places the organism in Eukaryota, Fungi, Glomeromycota, Glomeromycetes, Paraglomerales, Paraglomeraceae.